This is a messenger RNA of Cucumis sativus (cucumber), 724 nucleotides long. RefSeq lists its product as uncharacterized. The coding region runs from base 181 to 597 and encodes 138 amino acids. NCBI's taxonomy places the organism in Eukaryota, Viridiplantae, Streptophyta, Magnoliopsida, Cucurbitales, Cucurbitaceae. The record is from RefSeq and is a predicted model, not a curated record. The transcript is spliced from 3 exons.
AGUGUUGCCAAUCGAGGUUGCAACGUUUCAAAUGCAACUGAUCAGCAUACCAUUCAAAAUUUGAAUUUUCAACAUGACGAGUUUGUAACUUUAGUGCCCCUUGGAGAAGAAAAUGAAAUUCAGGGUAUGUGUAAUUCAGGUUUUGUUCCACAAGAUAGUACAAUUUAAAUUAUUCUCCAUAUGUUGCUUAAUUAUCUCAGAACGGUUUAUUUAAACCAGGAUGCAGUGCAUGACAGCAACGGUCCGGUUUCUUUUGCAGAAAUAGAGAACAACAUGACAGCUAGUAUGACAGCUAAAAGUGAUGUAUACGAUACCUGCUCUCAAGGAUGCUCUUUAGCCAAUUCAAAGCAUGAGAUUUUAUCAAGUAUUUAUCCUAAAAAUCCAACCAAUCAGUGUACACAAAAUUUCUAUCAAGAAUUUGGAAGUGUAAAUGUGGCAUCAGAGGACCUCAAUUCUGAAGAGAACACAUUAGGAAAAUCAUUUAAAAUUAUGUUGAUGAACAUUGCAAACGAAACUAAGAAAACUCAGCUCAUGAAGAGCUUGGAUUGUCUCCUCCAGUUGGUUAAAGGAAAGCUACCGGGAAGGCAGAUUUGUUGACGAGUUGCCUUACAUACUAAAUGAUGAUGACUACAUAUCGAAGUAUCGAGCCAGCCUAAAAGCUGUAGUUCUCAAGGCAAAAGCAUGUUUUUGAGCUUUAUUCGAAGGGUAUGAUGUUUGCAUAUCA